AUGGGAGGAGCCGGGGAGGUUAUUACCGCUGCUCGUUCUUUGUAUCGCGGAGAGUCGAAUGAUAAUGUUCUUGGAGUAAUGGGCGCUGAUUUUCCUUUGAGACACUUUUACAGGUAUUGUUACAUAUAAGUGUGGAAUACUUAGUUGAAAAAAAUAUUUUAAUGGGGGUAGUUAUUGGGUACAAACUUUGAUAUGUAUUACAAUUUUUCAUGUCAGUGGAAUAGUGUUAAUGGGUACCGAAUUAUCCGGGUUUUUUUGGUUGAUCCAGUGGCCUCCGUCGUCAUUGAUAUGCAUGAUUUGCGCAUCAAGAAUCAUUGAACUGGAACUAGGACAGUGACAGCGGCAGAAAAUAGAACUUGCAUAAUUACGUUACGGCUCGGUGAUUUUAAGAUCGCACAAUGUUGAUCUUCGUUCACAUAAUGAUAAGAAAAUAAGGUCUUCAUUAUUCAUUCAAAUUUGUUCUCCUCUUCCGUAUAAUUAAGCUUAAAUCCCCAGGCAGAUUUUUCGUAAUCAGGAAGCGUCGACAACAUUUGAAACAUUUUUGCCAAAGUCAGUACAACUGACGUCCUUUGUAUUAGUAUCGACACAAUCGACACGAUCGCGGAGGGAGCGGUAGCUCAGCUUUUUUGACAGAGGAAGAGAAAAUGGUGAAAAAUUUCUUACAUUUAGUGAACAUGUACAAAUGAAGCGUUAAAAUCACCGGUUAAGUCACUUAUACAAAUGGUUGAAGUGAUACACUGUAAGAGUAAAUUGUUUUUAAGAAGACUACGCAAUUACCCGGAAGGACUCGAACCCAGACCUCUUAUCUGCUUCUGAAUUCCAAAGAAUAAACUAUUUUAAUAGUAGCGGUAGGCGUAUUAUGGCUUAAAAGCCAUUACGCCUACCGCUUAUUAAAUGCGUUUCAAUUACAUCUUUCAGGUUACUUACAAACGUUUACGACAAGUGUGCAGAAUCACAGCAAUACUCAUGUUUCAUUAUGGACAACUCUGGAUUCCUCGUAAUGCACCCGGAUUUCAUGUUACCCUCAACUGAAGCUAACGAAGUGGAGCACGUUCAUAUCACCCUAAAGGAAAAGAACAUUGCAAUUGAUUUAAUUAACCAUGGCUAUUUGAUAAAAAGAACGUGUCGAAAUGUGGAAAGUAUAAGAGAACAAAGCUUUUAUGAAAUUAAUUUGCCUCCGGAGGGAUUCAGUACAUUACAAUCAAGCAAGGGCUGCAAAUAUGAGCUUAGUAAAAUACCUGGAACAAACGUCUACUUAGGUCAGACAAAUGAUAUGAUCUUAGUAAUGCACAAUACUUAAGGGCAAAUUUCAUUUAAUUUGCUCGCUAUGGGAAUAAAUAGCACCUACUUGUACCAGAAAUGAGGAGGAGGGGUGAUUUCACGCGCGCGAUUCUACUCGUGCGAAGCUCGAUCCGUAUUUUUAUGUAAGAUAUGCAUGCCAAAUAUGCACCUCAUUGUCUCAUUCAUAAAUUGACUUACCUCCUCCAACUAAAAGUUAGGGAUACUUUAGGAAAUGUUAAAAGAAAGAUGGUUGGGUACGUGGAUUCGCCCAGACUCGUUUUACACGGAUUCAUUUUGUUGGUCCAUCUUCUAACAAAACAGUACUGGAUGCAAGUUAUAUAGAUCCCUUUAAUUUCUUGUAGAAGUAUACUGGAUUAGGUUUUGAAGAUUUAAAACUUUUUGGCCUAUUCAAACGGAUCCAAUAACAACAUCUAAUACAUGGUAAAUGUUUCAACGGGCCUUCACUGUAAUUUUCAGGGAGUUAUAAUAACUCCUCUAGUGGGGCUAAUUUAACUCCUUACAGUGGAGUUAUUUUUCGUGGAGUUAUUUUAACUCCAAAAAGGAGUUUAAAGAACUCUUUUUCAGGAGUAAAAGUGACCCNGGAGUUUAAAGAACUCUUUUUCAGGAGUAAAAGUGACCCCAGAUAUUGAGGAGUUAAAAUAACCCCAAAAAAGGAGUUAUCCUGUACCUAAAAUUUUUACUCCACUUUCAGAGUUAAAUUAACUCCAAAAGAGUAAAAACAACCCAUGUAAGGAGUACAAGUAACCCCAUUUCGGAGUAAUUUUAACUCCAGACUGGGAGUAAAAAGAACUCUUUUUCAGGAGUAAAAAUGACCCCAAAUUCGGAGUUAAAUCAGGAGUUAAAAUAACCCCCAAAAAGGGGUUAUCCUGUACCUAAAAUUUUUACUCCAUUUUUGGAGUUAUAAUAAGUCCCUAAAAAUUACGGUGUUGAUAGGGCUGUGUCAUGCUUGCUGAGAUCCACAUUUUUUGUCAAAGCAGAGUUGAAAUUAUACCUUUGAGUAUUUUUAGUCAUUUUUUCUCAUAGAUGAAUUUUUCUCUAUCAAAACAAAGAUCCCUUUCCAUUUUGGCCUUUGAAAGAUAUAGAUAUGCAUUUACAUAGUUGAAGUAUCAGUGGUAGAGUGUUUAAAAACACUGAACGAUUAUCUAAUAAUUUUUCUUUGAUUUCGUGGUGCUUUUUGGGGCUUUUAAGUGACCAAAAAUCGUGACAUAGCUUCCUUUAUCUGUAGUCAAUUAGCGUCAACAUUGGCUUCCUUCUCUCCACUGCAGGUGUUGUCGCGCGAGAUUCCCUCUGUGCUUCAUCGUCCUGCUCGUGCUCUUCAGAUAACGAAUGCUCCAGAUUGGCUGGUUUGAAGUGUGAAUGUCCCUGUACCUCCACUCUGGAAUUUUUUUAUUGUCGAAGUCAUUUUCCAAACAGCAGGUUAGUCAACAGAACCCAAAGUCCUUUUCUGUCAAGUGAGGAUGAACACCGGUUGGCCAGAUGGCAGCUAACUGCGCUUUUUAAUUACAUGAAACGAAAUGCACCAAUUAUCGAAAGUCGUGAAGAAAAUGUACCGUUUUUUUUUCGAAUAAGCGCCCAACCUCGAAUUAGCACCCACCUCGAAUAAGCGCCCAUCCUAAAGGCCCAAAAAGUUAAUAAGCGCCCAGCCUCGAAUAAGCGCCCACCCCCUCCUCCUCCCAAUCAAACUCAAAUAAGCGCUCACCCCCACCCCACCCACUUGAGUGAAUAAAUUCUAAUAAGAGACUUCCCCGAGGACGGAGUUUUCUUCAGAGNAGCGCCCACCCCCUCCUCCUCCCAAUCAAACUCAAAUAAGCGCUCACCCCCACCCCACCCACUUGAGUGAAUAAAUUCUAAUAAGAGACUUCCCCGAGGACGGAGUUUUCUUCAGAGUAUUUUACAGAAACGUUGCUUUGUUACUUCUUCGCGUUUUGUUAUUAGCAUUUAUUGUUUUGUUGCAAAAUAAACAUACUUCACUUGCUUAAAAUGGUGAAAAUUUAAUAAGCGCCCAGCCUCGAGUAAGCGCCCACCUCUAAUAAGCGCCCACUCUCAAGGUCCAAAAAUUUAAUAAGCGCCCAGGGCGGUUUAUCGAAUAAAUACGGUAUGUUUCCUGAAUGGUCUAUUGCAUGUAAAAGGGCGAUUCAGACGGAAAUGAAAACCGUAAAUGUUAGCUUUAUUUUACUUGCGGCGCGGUUGCAGUAAAAAAAAUAUAUACUUCACUAAACCCAAUCAUCAUCAUCAUCGUCGUCGUCUUCUUCAUCAUCGCCGCCAUGUUAAUCUUCAUCAUCAUUAUCGUCGCAGUCGUCACCCCCAUCGUUAUGAUGAUGAUUAUCAUAAUCAUCAUCAUUAACUUCAUCGUCAUCAUAAUCAUCGCUAUCAUAACCAUUUAGAAACAUAGUGCCAGAUCACUGUUUGUAGACGAAACUAACAGAUUUGUACGAUAUGAACCCUUAGUCGAGACAAUAGUCUACAGUUUAAUAAUAAUACAUUACCACCAACCUUAACAGUAGGGUUUAAAAAAAUUACUUACCUUACGUUAUCUGCUCUUAUAAAUGAAUACUGGCGGCAGUUUCUUACAAAAGUUUUAGGCAAAUUGGCUAUAACUAGCUGCAAUAUACGAUGAAAAUUUCACUUGGAAAGAAACAGAAGAGGCUAUCAAAAUGCAGCAAACUCAAAGAAUUAAGGUUAAGCAUAGAAUGAUUUAUGUCGGAACAAAGCAAGAAUAUCCCAUAUUCGGGUAGAUAUAAGUUGUCGUAUCUGCAGUUUAAUCAUUGCUGUUUGUAAGAAACUAUUUACAAAUUUGUUUCUUUUACUUUGUUUUAUAGCCUUCCUUUAUGCCCAACAUUUGCACCUUCAGGACAACCCAGCAAUAAUCCUUUAAAUUCCAAAACGAUUUGUCUUAACAAGUGCUUUGAUCGCCAUUGUGAGAAGAGAAACAGUUCCCAUUGGUGUGAUGGGAUAGUUAGUUGUUAUUGGUGCCAGAAGGACAGGAGCGGCAGACAACUGAAAAAACCUUACUGCGCAAGCUCUGAACGCUGCUUCAGAGGGAUAGAGUUUGCAACUUAUGAACGUAAGAGCAUUUGCUUAAUAGACCUUUCAUAUCCUUACUUAAUUAGAUCUUUACUAAAAAGAUCUUAAAUAAAUCUAUACAUCUAGACAUUGACCAAAUUUGGAGACGAAUAAAUCUCACAUGCCUCUCUUCUUUUGUUGGGUACAUUAGUUCCGCCCUUCUGGCUUUUUCAGUGUAUAGUGCAAAGUAUCACUUUAGUGUACCCAAUAAAAAGCGAGACUAGUGAGAAGUUUGAAGUUGACUUUUUUUUCGUUCAACGUGGAAGAAGCAAGUCUGAUGCAUUCGCCUUUACACUUUUUCAGUUGAUAAUGAAAAAUGCUUCAAAAGUACUGUAGUGACUGGUACGAAGAACAAGGGAGGAUUAUCAGCUGCGGCUAUUGCUGGAAUUGCCCUAGGAUGUGCCAUUCCUAUUCUAGCGCUGGUGAUCGUCUUAUUAAUUUUGGUAAGCCAGAUUAUUAUUCCAUUAAAGGGUUGAUGUUAGAUACCUUUAAAUUCUAAGACGAGGACGACCACGUGGAGGAGAUUUUCUCAAUACUUGCACGCGUGUGAACCAGUAUCAUUUUGGCGGGCAAACGUGAUAGCAAUCGACAUUAUACUACAUGUUAAUUUAUAAAUUGUUUUUAAUUAGUUUUUUUCCGGAAAAAUUAUAAAUUAUAAUUUAAAAGGUUGAGUGACUUGGAGAUGAUCGCAAAUGUACGUAAAAAUUUCAGGAGUGGAGGGUAGACUUUUGUACCUUCAGAGAACAGUUACAGAUAAUAUUCAUUUGACACUUUCAUUUCUAUUAUUCUUAAUUGAAAAGCUUACAAGACGCUAUGGGCACCCCGCGGAUCCACCUGUAGAGAACGACAACAGUAUACCCAUGCAGGCGACUGAAUCCAGUCCAAGAAUUUCUCAUGUCCCUGAUGUCCUGCCUUUGUCUACUUCUAACCAUGCUUACGAAGAUAUAGAACCACAAGAAGGAGGACAGACUGCCACGAGUCAGUUGCAACGUCAGAAUGCUGUUGAUAUGCCCGCCACCCAGCAACCAUUUCAUCACCAUCCUCGACUGAGAAGUUUAACUGUAACUGACACUAGCAAGCCACCCCCUGUUCCCAGCACAAGAAGGCCAUCCCAGUGGGAUACCACCGUGCCAAACACGCGUCGGUUCCGAAGUCUGUCUGAAGACAGUCCAAUGCAAGUCACUGGCUUCACCAAUACAAGGCCACUGGUUUUAAAUUUAGGAAGAGAUGAUCCACCAGCUCUUGUUCCUAGAGUAAGGCGGCCUUCAAAUGGCAGUUUGUCAGAGAGCAGGUCUGAUUUCCCCUCCAUGAUUCCUAUGUCUGGCCAAGAAAAAGAUUUAUACAGCAAUAUAACACCCAUUUCUGAAACAAGUGAGGACUUUAUAACAGAAAACAAUGAGGAUGACACCGAUGUUGAUGGGUACAUGAAAUGUGUCCGUUCCAGGGAUGGUUCUCAAACUGUAGUUCAAGUGUAG
This is a messenger RNA of Porites evermanni, 5840 nucleotides long. NCBI's taxonomy places the organism in Eukaryota, Metazoa, Cnidaria, Anthozoa, Scleractinia, Poritidae. The record is from the annotation of a GenBank genome assembly.